Molecule: messenger RNA, 1935 nt
Organism: Haliotis rufescens (red abalone)
Lineage: Eukaryota; Metazoa; Mollusca; Gastropoda; Lepetellida; Haliotidae
Product: slit homolog 1 protein-like
Exons: 2
Coding region: 167-1411 (414 amino acids)
Molecular function (GO): protein binding
Source: RefSeq, a predicted model, not a curated record
UAUCCUAACUAUGCUUGUAAGAAUAUAUAAACGUGCGUGCUCGGUUCAGGUCUCAGUUGAGUUCAAAAGGCGCGUGUAACAGGAAGACGUCUUACGGACAGGAGUGAACCCGGAGUUAUACCAGGUACCAGUUAGGACACUGCUCUCCACUUCCGACACAACAAGGAUGGGAGGGAACCACAGCUGGCUCACAACACUGGUCGUCCUCAGUCAACUCGUGAUGACAACGACAGCCUGCGCAGGAUGCGUGUGCUUCGCUAAGUUCGCUACGUGUUCUGACAUUAAACACGUGACAACUCUCCCGUCCAAUAUCGAGACACUAGUUGUCAGGGACAUCACAGUGGAAUCACUGCCGAGCUUUGCGUUCAGUCAUCUGAAACAGCUGACCGAACUUGAUAUUCAGUCUUCAUACAUUGGCGUUGUUCGUAAGAAUGCAUUUAGUGACAUUGACAAACUAGACGUGCUGUCGAUAUCGUUCAGUGACAUAUCAGUUGUUGAGAAUGGAGCCUUUUACGGCCUCGGAGGCAUGUCGUCUCUGGAAAUAAGUGAUACCAGACUCGAUAAAAUCGAAAUGGAUUCGUUCUCGGAUAUCACUGAUAUCAGCGAUAUUACCGUGAAAUCAUGCAACAUCUCAGUUAUUGGGAAAAUGGCGUUUCAUAAUGUAUCCACUGUUAACGUUUUUCAGUUUUACGAGAACAAGGUUGACGUUAUUGAAGCUGAUGCGUUUUCAAACUGGAGAAACAUCAGAACUGCCAACGUCAACUCAAAUAGAUUCGAAAGAUUCGAAUGUAUUUCUGACAAAUCGUUCGCAGUUGCCUUUUCAUUCAAUUUCUACAAGAAUUAUCUGACAUGCGAAUGCCAUACAGCUUGGAUUCUUACAUCGCCGUAUCUGAAAGGACAUUUAUUGUCGAACAUGUGUUUUGCCCCGAGAAGUCAAGUAGACUUGAGCAUGUCUUCUGUAACAAGGGCCGAUCUCAGUUGCCCUUUCAACCCAUCGCGAUUACAAAUGGGAUGCCCUUCUGACGCAGCAGUGACGUCACCUCCCGUCGUUAAUGAUACAACUACGUCACGUCACUCACGAAUGACGUCGUCAACCAUGUCUACAACGCCUUCUACAUCUACAACCAACUCGCAAACUGAGACUUCUACAGAAUAUGAGUCAACGUCAACAUCAAAGACUCCAACUAUUGAGACAGAAACGCCAACGGUGGCCGACUUCUCGCAUUCAUCAUUCAUUGCUACAACCACUUCUGGUGGGAACUCCGGAAGUGACGCGCCUUCCUCAACUGACCAAUCAGCAACCAGUGUGUCUCCCAGUUCUUCCGGGCAAUCCUCGAGAGGGACCAACCCACAAGUUCAUGUCCCAACACUGCUGGCUAUUGUCAUGUCACUCUGUACUAUCAUAGUAUAGACACAUCCUGCAUGGGAUAGACCGACAACGUCAGAGACAUUUGCAUGGAGAACAUUGUAUAUUUUGGACAGUACAUAUAGUGAUCAGCCCAAUAUAUACACAGAACAAGGACCAAGCCAUACCACAUUUAAUAUACAGAUGUGAAUGGACUCAUAUGUCAUACGUUUCGACCAGUUACCACGCUUUGAGCCAUGAACAAUGAAAAGAAGUGUUCCUCGUCAGAAUCUUUUUGGUUUUAUUUUUGUUUGCUCUAUUGUCACAUUUCAUCCACGUGUUUGAAAUGACCGUGUGAUGAUGCGAAACACCUAGAAAGGAUCAUGCUCUUACAUGGAAACAAUAUCGGUAGUUUGUGAUGGUGAUAUAUGAGACAGGAGUGUAUUGUAUAUACUGAAUAUGCCGAUGUGAUGUCAUGUGAACCAACAAAUUAAACUUGGCUCAUGUAUUUUUUUAUGUAAAUAGUUAGCUCCUUAUUUAUCAGGUUUUGUAAAAUGUUUUUGAGAAAUAAACAUGUUAUUUUUAUACUA